This is a messenger RNA of Vombatus ursinus (common wombat), 3830 nucleotides long. RefSeq names its product cyclin dependent kinase 17 (gene CDK17). Gene Ontology annotation, cellular component: cytoplasm; nucleus. The transcript has 16 exons. The coding region runs from base 104 to 1675 and encodes 523 amino acids. The record is from RefSeq and is a predicted model, not a curated record. Gene Ontology annotation, molecular function: ATP binding; protein kinase activity. Gene Ontology annotation, biological process: protein phosphorylation. NCBI's taxonomy places the organism in Eukaryota, Metazoa, Chordata, Mammalia, Diprotodontia, Vombatidae.
CCCGCCGCAGAGUCCGGACAGCCGCCGGGGCCGUCCGCCCCCGCUCCCCGUCCGCAUCUCCGGGCUCGGCUGGCUGUUCCAAGCCAGACUAUAAGUUGAUAGAAUGAAAAAGUUUAAGAGAAGACUGUCCCUCACGCUUCGUGGCAGCCAGACCAUUGAUGAAUCGCUUUCUGAACUGGCUGAACAAAUGACUAUUGAAGAAAACAGUAGCAAGGAUAACGAGCCCAUUGUGAAGAAUGGGAGGCCUCCAGCGUCACACAGUAUGCACUCCUUCCUCCACCAGUACACGGGCUCUUUCAAGAAGCCCCCAUUGCGGAGACCACACAGUGUGAUAGGGGGAAGUCUUGGCUCCUUCAUGGCAAUGCCCAGAAAUGGAAGCAGACUUGAUAUCGUUCAUGAAAAUUUAAAAAUGGGAUCAGAUGGUGAAAGUGACCAAGCUUCAGGGACUUCAUCGGAUGAAGUCCAGUCUCCCACAGGUGUUUGUCUCAGAAACCGGAUACAUAGACGAAUCUCUAUGGAGGAUUUAAAUAAGCGUUUGUCCCUUCCUGCGGACAUUAGAAUCCCUGACGGUUAUUUAGAAAAGCUGCAGAUCAGUAGCCCUCCGUUUGACCAGCCGAUGAGCCGGCGCUCUCGUAGAGCUUCCUUGUCGGAGAUUGGAUUUGGGAAAAUGGAGACCUAUAUUAAAUUGGAAAAGCUCGGAGAGGGGACCUAUGCAACUGUAUAUAAAGGAAGAAGCAAAUUGACGGAGAACUUGGUAGCAUUAAAGGAAAUCCGCUUGGAGCAUGAAGAGGGAGCUCCAUGUACAGCCAUAAGAGAAGUUUCAUUAUUAAAGGAUCUAAAGCACGCCAACAUUGUUACAUUACAUGACAUCGUUCACACAGAGAAAUCCUUGACUCUAGUCUUUGAGUACUUGGACAAAGAUUUGAAACAGUACAUGGACGACUGUGGCAACAUCAUGAGUAUGCACAAUGUGAAGCUUUUUUUAUACCAGAUUCUUCGUGGUUUGGCCUACUGCCACAGGAGGAAGGUGCUUCAUCGAGACUUGAAACCGCAGAACCUCCUCAUUAAUGAGAAAGGAGAAUUAAAGCUAGCAGAUUUUGGCUUAGCAAGAGCCAAGUCAGUUCCCACAAAGACCUACUCAAAUGAAGUUGUCACGCUUUGGUACCGGCCACCUGACGUUCUCCUGGGCUCCUCAGAGUACUCGACACAGAUCGAUAUGUGGGGUGUUGGCUGCAUAUUUUUUGAAAUGGCAUCAGGAAGACCCCUUUUUCCAGGUUCUACAGUGGAGGAUGAGCUGCACCUAAUCUUCCGGCUGCUCGGAACACCAUCUCAAGAAACUUGGCCAGGUGUUUCUUCCAAUGAUGAGUUCAAGAACUACAACUUUCCUAAAUACAAACCACAGCCUCUAAUCAAUCAUGCACCCAGACUAGACUCUGAAGGAAUUGAACUGAUAACGAGAUUUCUUCAGUAUGAGUCAAAGAAAAGGAUUUCAGCAGAGGAAGCCAUGAAACAUGCAUACUUUCGGAGUCUGGGAACAAGAAUACAUGCUUUACCUGAAAGUGUCUCAAUAUUCAGUUUGAAAGAAAUUCAGUUGCAAAAGGACCCGGGUUUUCGAAAUUCUUCCUAUCCAGAGACAGGUGUGUUUGUAAUAAACCAUUUCACGUGUCGAUCUUGAAUUUCUGAAUGGAAACAAGCUUUUUGUUUAUAAAUUGGUUAGUAACUUUAUUAAUGUGAAACUCAGUGUCCUGUGCAUACCACAAUGGUAUACUUUUAGAACUGCACGUAACUCGCUUUUCUAUAUGACGUGGGCAGCUCAGUGUAUCUUCAGAGAAAAAAUCAGACUCAGUCAAGUCAGGGGCCCUGAAGGCUGCCAAUGACACAGAGACCUUUUCCAAGUGACCUGGCUCGAUUGUGGAACACUCCAUGCCCGGCACCCAGAGCGGACGAUGCACCUCCUGCUUCCCUAGUCUUCAGGUUCACCACUUGGAAGCUGUAGACUGACCCUGGGCCCAGACGGGUUCAUUAAAAAAGCCUGAGCCGGUCGCCCUGACCACGGAGUCUUAGCUUUUGCUGGCGGGAACGUGGAGUGACCUUGAGUCACCAAAUCUGUGGGGUAAACGCUGGACUCUGAACUGCCUCACCCAGUGACUUCAUAUUUUAGGCCACGGCAAGAACAGCAGACAGAGCAUGCUCCUUUAAGUUGGAUAGCUGGCCUUGGGAUCUCCGCUUCCCAGGGGAGUCUUUUUAUUUCCCACCUGCAGAUUGUGUUUUCAUGUUUGCUGUCACAGUGUGACAAUUUCUUGUACAGUUGGUUUUAAGGUCUCCUCUGCCAUUAGAGCCAGGCGGUUACAACUGUUGCUGUAACUGGAGCUGCAAUUUUUGUGCAGGACUGAGAAACACAGUGCAUUAUUUAUUGCGGAAUCAUUGCUGCUAAGUAACUACUGUCUGUCUAUUUAACACAACAGUCGAAUGCCUGAAGAAGUUGCAGUGGCUUUAUGAUAUGUGAAUGCAUCUGUUUCUCCUCACAAACUGUUGGACUGCUGCGGUUUUUGUUGGUUUGUUAUUUUUAUUAAACUGCAAUGUUUCCUGGAAUGUAAACUUAGCUUUGCUUAAUCGUAAAUAGGUGAACCAUUUAAUGCUCUAAGUUCAUGAGACCAUUUCUUAUUUAACAUUGGCAAUGUGGUAGUUCCGAGAUUUAUAAGCACAUUAUGUUUAGAAAAGCACGUGACACACAAGGUGAAUGCCUGCCUGCCUGCCCACCUGCCUGGAGGGAAAGCGGAGGAAGGCCAGGAGGCAGGAAGGAUUUCCUCUUAGAAGGCCGGGCCUUGAGCCAUGUGGAUUAUUUAUUUGUCACCUCUAGUUUAGCAAUGUUUGCAUGCUCCUGAACGACGGUAUACAGCACAUUGACCUUAUUUUAUGUUGUGUUUUGAUCCAUUGAGGACUAACUCACACAAAUCCGUUCAGACCCCCCCCCCCCCCCCCAUCCUGUUAUUCUUCUGAAAUAUUCUUCUUGUAUUUGGUGAGAAGCAGGAUGAUUUUCUUCAUUGGAGAACUGAGUUCAUUUCCUACUUUCCCCCUCCCUAUUCCCCGCCCUGAUAUUCACUUGGAAUCAGCUGGAAGCUGUGAUAGAUACGUGACAUGAGCCAUGGUCAACGAAGUACUCUUCCCAAAAUGAGAACUUGGAGGCUUUUAAAAAAGCAUCACCACCCUCUGUUUACCAGAGAUGACAGAUGCUACGGCCCUGCCUGUGCAUCUCAUCCAGUGUUAGAAUGCACCUGGCUGGGUGAUGGGAACAGUGUUUUUAAGCAUUUGUGUUCACCUUUAACAAUUAGUUGUGUAGUGCAUCUUACAGACUGUAAAUCUUUAUUGGGAUAUUUUGAAAUGGUCAUGUAAAUCUCUGGCUGGUAUAUCAUGAAAAUAGUCAUAGACAACUUAAAUUUUUUCCUGACAUUCACUGUAAAACAUUCAGGGGUCCUACCAUUUCUGUUCAGGAAAUCUUGUAGUUUAUUGUUAUUUAACAGUAUUAAGUGAAUUUUUGUAUAUUUCCUUUUAACUUUAUUUGUGAAUAAUGAUUGUGGCAUGUUUGGGGGGUGUUUUAUUAAUAGUUCAUGAUACUGGUAAAUUUAAUUAUUUUGGGUUGUGUUUUGUUUUUUUUUUUUUUUUUUUAAAUUUCUGGAAGAAACAGAUUCAUGUAUACUGGUGAAUAUUGGACCACUACUGCUUUCCAGCAUUUGUAAACUGGUUUUAGACCUAACAAACUGCUGUUAUUUCUAACUGACAAACACGUAUUAAUAUUGUACUUUUGAAAGUAUAAAUAUUAUGUGGAAUUC